CAAAACCGAAGACUCCUCCUGAUUGCUCCCCCAAAGCGUCUUCCGGCACCAAGACAAAGCCUUUAUCCACCCAUUCCUGCCGGCCGAUUGGAAAACCACUCCACAAAGAGGUUCUGCCAACUACCCUUGUCGCAAUUGUUUGUGGAGAGAACAAAUAGAUUGCUUCAUUAUCCCUCGACUAUUCGACCAUUCGCCCUGGUUGACGCGCCUCUAGCCGCUUCAUCGGUUGACAGCCAGGCAGAACCCUCGCGGCGCGUUACCUCAUCCCCAAACAAACGAUUCUGUGUGACGUGCCUGACAACCCUCCAUCGGCACGUCCUUGACUCUUCACACCAUGGAGUAUUCGACGCAAUACCCACAACCCCAUAGUCAACACCCACAUGCUUCUGCACAUAUGUCUGGCCCUUACCAAACAUCCCAAAAUACCGCCACGCCUGUUGGACAAAUCGCAUCCCCGACGAACCCCCAAAGCCAAAUUCAUCACGGCCACACGAACCAUCAAGCAUCACCGAUUCUGCCGUCACAAUCGCAUUAUCAAGCACCGCAACCAGCCACUGGCCAGGUGCAGCAGCAGAUGAACUUUUCUCAACCUUAUGCCGCCAUGGCACCUUCAUACGGAAUCUCUCCCACGCAGGCGGCAGCAAUGGCGACAGCAGCGGCUUCGGGACAGUUUUUCCCUUUACAUCAAGAGUCGAUGGGUGGGAUGGGACAAGCGGCACGUGGAUCGCCGAGAAUGCCACAGGCUAAUAAAGAGCGCCACCCGCGAUCCCCCCCUCAGGUCGCCGGCCAGAUGUCCUCAUUACCCAACCAAGUACCCAUGCCGCAGAAUGCAUCUAUGCAACAACAGCGAAGAAUGAGUCAACAGAUGAACAGCCCUCAUGUCCAAAACGCGCAGCCGGUUAUGAACCACACCAUGUCUCGCCCAUCUGGGCAACCGUCGAUGCCACCACCUCCCCCAGCUCACCAGCCGGUGCAGCAAAGUCAGCCCUCACCAGAAAUCGUUACAGGCCCGGCAGAGGAAUCGCCAUUAUACGUUAAUGCCAAGCAGUUCCACCGCAUCCUGAAGCGACGCGUUGCGCGCCAGAAAUUGGAAGAACAGCUAAGGCUUACGUCGAAAGGAAGAAAACCUUACUUGCACGAAUCCCGACACAAUCACGCGAUGCGACGGCCUCGCGGCCCCGGGGGAAGGUUCCUUACUGCAGAGGAGGUGGCUGCUAUGGAGAAGCAGCAAGCUGCUAACGCAACUGGCGUGGAAAAUAUCCCGAACCACGCCGCUUCCAAAGACCACACUUCUGGCUCCACAGGUGUUGCAUCCAGCACCACUAUCGGACAGAAACGGAAAGCCGCUGGAGCUAUGAACAGUAAUCAGUCCAAAAAGGUGAAGCCUGGCCUCCAGCAAUCCAGGAUUUCAAUGGCAGAAGGUGGUCUUGAGAACGAUGUCGAUGCAGACGGUUGA
This is a messenger RNA of Coccidioides posadasii C735 delta SOWgp, 1456 nucleotides long. It is a transcript of the gene HAP2, whose product is annotated as Transcriptional activator. Gene Ontology annotation, molecular function: DNA-binding transcription factor activity, RNA polymerase II-specific. The record is from RefSeq and is a predicted model, not a curated record. Gene Ontology annotation, cellular component: CCAAT-binding factor complex. NCBI's taxonomy places the organism in Eukaryota, Fungi, Ascomycota, Eurotiomycetes, Onygenales, Onygenaceae. Gene Ontology annotation, biological process: regulation of transcription by RNA polymerase II.